AUGAUGGCUGCCAAUGAAGAAGGACCGGAACUCAUGAUCCAUGAAGACAAUCAGUCGUGUAUCAAGAUUACGAAGAACCUGGUCAAGCACGGCCGUGCCAAGCACAUUGACAUAAAGUAUCAUCACAUCCGUGAUGAGGUCAAGCGCGGUGAAGUGAAGCUCAAGUACUGUGAAACUGCGGUGAUGUUAGCGGACAUCAUGACGAAGGAACGUCAUGGGCCACGCCACAAGGAGAUGACGGCGGCUCUCGGGAUUCGUGCGUGUUCGCAUUGA
Molecule: messenger RNA, 273 nt
Organism: Peronospora matthiolae
Lineage: Eukaryota; Oomycota; Peronosporomycetes; Peronosporales; Peronosporaceae
Source: the annotation of a GenBank genome assembly